Crotalus tigris (Tiger rattlesnake) is the source of this 4185-nucleotide messenger RNA. RefSeq names its product ADP ribosylation factor like GTPase 15 (gene ARL15). The coding region runs from base 444 to 1139 and encodes 231 amino acids. Gene Ontology annotation, molecular function: GTPase activity; GTP binding. NCBI's taxonomy places the organism in Eukaryota, Metazoa, Chordata, Lepidosauria, Squamata, Viperidae. The record is from RefSeq and is a predicted model, not a curated record. The transcript has 6 exons.
CAGCUGACAGUGACGCUCCCGGGGAAAAAGAUCCCUGUUCCUGAAACCUGGGGCGCUGCAGCGGGUGGCGAGCGUCUCUGUCCCUGCCGCUUAGCCGCCUCUUCCGUCUGGCUGCGGGAGGGCGCUUGGCGGCGGUGGCAGCGCGAGCAGCUCCGGCGGGCAGAGGCAGCGCGAGGGACAAACCCGCUAAUCCUUCGUGCGUCCAGCCAGCGAGGUAGAGCCUGAGGAUCGAGACUAACCAGCAACCCAGCAGAGAGCAACUGCCUAGCUCGGAAGCGCUCGGGGAAUUGCGAUUCCUAUACCAUCCUUGCAGGCGUUGAGACGGCAGGGCUCGCCAGCACGGGGGCUGUGGGCCGUGGGCCGGUCUACAGACGUUUUCAGCCUGGGUGUGAAGCAGGCUGCUCUUGUCAACCUCCGGUACCCAAAUCUAAUUACCCCAGUUCAUGGAUUAUCUGGGAGAAAAUAAAGAAGCAUGUGGCUCAGGGAUUCCAGAGGCAUCUCCACUGCUGAAAAUGGGUGUUUUUAUACUGUCCCCACAGAACUGCAGACGGAAGUGCAUCCAAGUUGCCAAGUGUUUUCGAGCCCUUUGCUGCAAAGGACCUCCACCUCCACGACCAGAAUAUGACUUGGUUUGCAUAGGUCUCAGUGGCUCCGGCAAGACAAGCCUGUUGUCCCAGCUCUGCAGCGAAAAUAGAGAAAAUAUAGUGUCCACUACAGGUUUUAGCAUAAAAGCAGUGCCGUUCCAGAAUGCUAUCUUGAAUGUAAAAGAACUUGGAGGGGCUGACAAUAUCAGAAAAUACUGGAGUCGUUACUAUCAAGGAUCUCAAGGAGUAAUAUUUGUAUUAGACAGUGCUUCUUCAGAAGAUGAUUUAGAAAUUGCUAGGAAUGAACUGCAUUCUGCGCUGCAGCAUCCACAAUUAUGCACUUUGCCAUUUUUAAUAUUGGCCAAUCAUCAAGACAAGCCAGCUGCUCGUUCAGCACAAGAGAUCAAAAAGUAUUUGGAACUUGAACCACUUGCACGAGGGAAACGUUGGAUACUUAAACCCUGUUCCUUGGAUGACAUGGAGUCAGUAAAAGACAGCUUUGGCUUCCUGAUAAAUUUACUAGAAGACAGAGAUCUUGAGCCUUCAAGUAUGUGAAGAAAACAAGAACGGCUCUCGGAUAACAAUGUACCUGUUUGUCUCUCUUUCAAUGAAUUAUGGUUUGGUAUACAGAAGGAUGUGUAAGAGCUUGUAAUAAAUAUAUUUUUGCAUUAAUCCCAGAAAGUCUGUUUAUAAAUUCUGUGAAUCAGAUUUAUGAUUAUUUUCAUUAAUGGCGCCUGUACUACUGAAUCAUGAAUUCUUAUUUACCAACAAAUCAGUUCACUGUAUGAGAGUUCCUGAACUGUAAUAGCCAUAAUGCAGAAUUUUGUUGCGCAGCCAAAGUUUAAAUCUAGCUGUAAAUGGAAACCCAAAGUUUUUUGAAAACGUAGUCGUUGAGAACCAGAUUACAUUUUGAAACCAAGGAAUUCAUUUUGAUGCAAAGAACACCAAACUUUUCAAAGAAUAUAUUCCACCUCCACUUUUUAACAAUUACAAAUUGAUUUUUUUUUAAAAAAACCCCAUUAAUUUAGUAGGAUGUAUGGCAAAAACAUCAUUCAUCGAACAAUGAAAAUAUCAGUAUUUUGUUAGUAUUUGGAAGCCUCAAGUGCAAAUUGCCUUUGUAAAAUAAAAUUAAGUUAAUAAUUGUGUAAAAUGAUGAAAUGGAGGCUACCUUGUAGUUAAAAACAAGAACAAUAAACAAGAUUAAAUAAUCACUGGAUGUAUUAUUCUUCAUGACUAGUGUUAUGCUAGAGUUCCUAGCCUUUGGAAUUAUUAAAAAAAUUCAGUGUCUCUGAAUUAUAUUCAAAAGUCUACUGUCUAUAUUUUUUAAAUACCCCUAUUUUCAGGGGCUUAGAUUUCUUUUAAAUUUCAUUCCAGACUAAAUAUUGUAGAAAAAAGCUUUUCUUCCUGAGAAUAGAAAAUUUUGUUGUUGUUUUUAUACAUGACAACACUCCAAGAAUGUAUCAAUCUUCCAGUUUUGCUUAUUUUGGAAGAAUGCUUCAAAAUUUAAAACUGCCUUGUUCAUAAUACAGCACUGAAUUGCUCUUAGUUGAAUUUGUAUAUUAGAUAUUAGAAUCCUUGAUCAAAACUAGAGUGGAACAGGUCUUGAGAUACUGCAAGAUUUGGUUUUGUUUCCUCAUUUUUGGCUUGAUUUUUCUUUAAUUUUAAAAGACAAUUGAAGAAAGAAAUCACUUGCAAAUAAUGCCAUAGUUACAUGAUUUACACCUGUACAGGAUUGAGAAGUAAAAGUUCUAGCAUGUGAUUUCUUCUAUAAAUUUGCUUGUUAAAAACAUUUAUACCCUCCCCCCAAUCAUUAGAUAUAGGGGAAACAGCCAGUUUUACUUUUGAUUAUUCCUGAUGCCACAUGUAUAUAAUUAUAUGUAUAUAUUAGUAGUGGUGAGAUUAUGUAGAAAUUAAAGUAGACCAAAAACUAAGAAUUGUAAUGCUAAUUGAUUUUUUGACAUCACCACUUUUUCCAUCCUGCAAUGCCAUUUCUAUAGUGAUAGGCAUUUUGAAUUAUACAGAACAAUACUUGUUUGGAAGGCAUGUGGCAGUAUACCAAUUAAAUAAAUAGGUCCUUUUAGUUCAUAUUUUAUAACUCUUUAGAUCCAUCACUAAAGACUAAGAUUAUAUAUGAAUGUGAUAAUUUUCAUUGACUCAAAUCAUUCUUCAUUUACAUUGACAAAAAAAUUCCUUUUAUAUAAAUAUGAUUAAAAUCAUUUAAGAGGAAACAAUGGAUCUAACUCUGUAACAGUAAUUGGACCCUCUUUGUGUCUUUAAAAGAAUGCUAUGACUAGCAGAUGAGAGUCAAACAACUUUGCCACCUCUAGUCAUGAAUUUACCCCUGAUCUAGUUAAAAACUGAUAAAAGAAAGUUAAUUAGGAGCAAAAAAAGUAUCUAGAUCCUUUGUAAUAUCAUUUAUAGACUAGGAUUCUAUUCCUAACUAUAAUUAAGAGUGAGCAAUGUAUUCUGUGGAGUUUUCUUAUGAUUAACAUAUAUACAGCCCAGCUGCAGAACUUUUAUGAAAAUACAUUUUACAAAAAUAUUUCUCUUAAGAAUUUUCAUCAAAAAAGUUUGACUUCUGUUCUACUUGAUAAAAAAAGAUACUUCAAAUCUGCUAUGUGACUUCAGAUCAUCCCUUUUAUUUUUAAUGUCUAUUGGAUUCCAUUUUGGAGUAGCAAUUAAUAUUGUAACAUUUUUGUAUUCUUAAACAGCUCACAUUUCCUAAAAAUAUAUAUAAAAAAGCAUGACCUACUUAAAGUGUUCUUGAAUGUAUAUUAAUCAGUAAGCGGUUUUUACUCUGCUCUAUUCCCUUCCCCACCUGAUCUGGGACUCCAUUAUAAAUGACAUAAAUUUCCCCUUCCAUAUUCUAGCUCACACUGCUGAGAAAAAUUCACCAGUACUGAAUAUUCCUGCUUUAAUUGAGGAAAUUGUGGUGCUGCACUCUUCCAGGCAUCUGUUAAAUUACUUUCUGGGUGCGCUUGUGAGGGUGCCGGUGCCCGUGUUGGGCUUUUUCUCAGACUGAUGACUGUCUGCAGCACUUGAGCAGUAAGAAUGAAAACACGAUCAAUCAGUAUCCCACUGCAGCUGUUUGGACAGGUUUCUGCCAGGUUCGAAUGCUUUACAACGGUCAGUGACUCCUUUUGUCUGCUCAGAGUGUUGCUUGAUGUUUAUAUCAUGUGCUCAUAUUCCCCCAAAGUGCUUACAUUUUUAAACUUUUAAUGUGUUCAGUGUUUUUGCCUGUCCUGUAUAAUGUGCCUCUGCCACAUGUCUGCAAUUACAUAUUCAAAUACUGUAACCCAAUGUAUGUGUUGUAUUAUUGAGCUUCUUGCAUUUCAUUAUUUAUAGAGGUUAAUAGAUUUUUGUACUUAUCUAGUUAACCCAGAUGCCCCUUUUUUGUAACAGCAAGUAAUUUAUAUUAUAAAGAUUUGUAUCUUACUGUACUUAAAAACAAUGAGAGCCAACUCUCCAAAUAUCCCUAACUUUAUACUAAAAUACAGCAUUGUUAAUACAUUUCAGGCAGAAAAUUGCCAUGCAGAAAGAACUGUUUUGUGAUUUAUGUAGUUUACACUAACCACAAUGACAAUAAAUGCUGUGUAGAACA